Molecule: messenger RNA, 1288 nt
Organism: Astyanax mexicanus (Mexican tetra)
Lineage: Eukaryota; Metazoa; Chordata; Actinopteri; Characiformes; Acestrorhamphidae
Product: zinc finger protein 501-like
Exons: 1
Coding region: 98-1141 (347 amino acids)
Biological process (GO): regulation of transcription by RNA polymerase II
Molecular function (GO): DNA-binding transcription factor activity; RNA polymerase II cis-regulatory region sequence-specific DNA binding
Source: RefSeq, a predicted model, not a curated record
UCAACUUUUUCACAAACAGUCUUCAAAAACAAGUUGAGAAAUAAUGACAAGAGGAAACAUCAGACUACUGAACUGAAUUGAAGCAAAAUUUGAGAGCAUGGAAUCCAAUCAGCAACGAAUAUCACCACCAAAGAAGAGAAGUUACCACUGCUCUGAAUGUGGAGAUGGGAAGAGUUUUACCUGUGAAAGUAACCUCAGAACCCAUCAGCGCAUUCACACCGGAGUGAAACCGUACCAGUGCUCAGAGUGUGGGAAGAGUUAUGCUCAACUGGGUAAUCUCCACAGACACCAGCGCGUUCACACUGGCGAGAAACCGUACGUCUGCUCAAAGUGCGGGAAGAGCUUUACUCGACAGAGUCACCUCCAGGAACACCAGCACAUCCACACGGGCGAAAAACCCUAUCACUGCUCAGUGUGUGGGAAGAGUUUCGGCGACCAAAGUAAUCUAAACAAACACCAGAAAAUUCACACUGGAGAGAAAUGGUUUCAGUGCUCUGAGUGUGGGGUGAACUUUAGCAGCCUAUGUAAGCUCCUGAAACACCAGCAGAUUCAUACCGGAGAGAAACCGUAUUUCUGCUCAGAGUGCGGGAAGAGAUUUACUCAACAGGGCAGUCUCAAAAAACACCAGCGAAUUCAUACCGGUGAAAGGCCAUAUCUCUGCUUAGAGUGUGGGAAACGUUUUAAUGAACAGACUAAUCUCCAAACACACCAGAGAAUUCAUACCGGAGAGAAACCCUAUCACUGCUCAGUUUGCGGUAGGAAUUUUACUGACCGCCGAACUCUCCAAAAACACCACCGCGUUCACACCGGCGAGAAGCCGUAUAUCUGCUCAGAGUGCGGGAAGAGUUUUAGUGAUGGGCACGGUCUCCAUAAACACAGGAGAAUUCAUACUGGAGAAAGACCGUACCAGUGCUCAGACUGUGGAAGAAGCUUCAAUCAACGAAGCAGCCUCCAAAAACACCAGCAAAUUCAUUCCGGAGAGAAACCGUAUUACUGCUCAGACUGCAAGAAGAGCUUCAGACAUGCUAAUACUCUAAAAAUGCAUAAAUGUAUUAAGAUGGAAGUGAUGGCUGAUGAUAAAAUAGGAGUUGAUUAUGUUGAUUCAGAACUAUCUAGUUUAAAACAUGAGAUAAGUAUUUGAAUCUGAUUUUUUGCAUAUUUUAUUCUUAUUCACAUUAAUCAAAUCAAAUACAAUUAAUUUUGUAGCACUUUUUACAACAGAUGUCACAAAGCUGCUUUUCAGAAAUGAAAAAGACCAAUUAAACAGGAAUACGAUAUAUAUAUAUAU